Molecule: messenger RNA, 1078 nt
Organism: Symbiodinium sp. CCMP2592
Lineage: Eukaryota; Dinophyceae; Suessiales; Symbiodiniaceae
Source: the annotation of a GenBank genome assembly
AUGCAGCGCAUGGAAGCUACCUCAAGUGGACUGUAUCCCUCGGCCUACCAGAAGUGCCGGCAUGCUUGCUUUCGUUGGCCUCCCCGCCUUUCCAAAGCUUCACCAGCGAGGCUUGCCCGUGGCCUGGCGAUGGUCUUUGCAGCGUCGGCAGGGUUCGGUCACCUCUUUCUGGAGAUCGGGCAUCCGCGCGUGCCCCUGCCGCCACGCUGGAGGAUGUUAGUCGAUGAGCAAAGCAUGGAGAUCCUACACCUUCCUUCUUUGUCGGCUGCAUCGACCCUGAACGUUGUCGUCGUCCCGGGAAAUCCAGGCAUCCCGCAUUUGUACUGCAGCUUCGCUGAAGACCUGCAGCGAUCCCUUCCCGAAGAUGCCAAGAUGCACAUCCUUGGCUACAGCAAUUUCGUGACAGAGACCUUACCCAGCAGAGUGGCGACCAUUGAGGAGGAAGCAGAGUCUUUGGGGGACCUCCUUGAGGAACUCAUUGACGCGAGCGAGAAUGUUUUGCUCGUCGCACACUCAAUAGGUGCUUGGUGCAUGCUCCGGCGACUGCAGAGGCGACCACUCUGGCACGAUCGCCGCUUCCUCGCUGUGUUGGCCAUGCCGUUUUUGGAGAUUGAUGUCGAAAGUGAUCAGUCACGGCAGAGGACCUUGCGCGAGCUGGUUCUGUCACCCUGGGGACAAGUGGCUGUGCCAGGCUUGGCAAAUCUGUUGACGUUGCUACCCGAGAGCCUCCAGGAGAAGGUUGCCCUUUCCCAGGGAGCCGAGCGCGACUCCCCCGAAGCAAAGCAGCUGCUGAGCACCUUUGGGAAGCAGGCGCAUCAUUUCGAGAGCUUGGCCUUCAUGAGCAUCAGCGAAUUCAACCAGUUGCUUCCGGGAAGUGAAGACAGUGGCUUCUUCCUGCUGAAGCAGUUUGCCGAGACGGAGCUCCCCCUGCUUUUCCUCACCGUUGAUGUUGACACCUGGUGCCCCCAGGCACACUCCCAGCGCUUGGACGUCCUGGUGCAGAACAUGUUGCCGUUUGCACAGCACCUGCGGCUGGGCGCUAUUCCGCACGGGUUUGUUUUCUGUGGCUCUCAUCGUC